Molecule: messenger RNA, 613 nt
Organism: Aethina tumida (small hive beetle)
Lineage: Eukaryota; Metazoa; Arthropoda; Insecta; Coleoptera; Nitidulidae
Exons: 5
Coding region: 1-462 (153 amino acids)
Biological process (GO): detection of chemical stimulus involved in sensory perception of smell; sensory perception of smell
Cellular component (GO): plasma membrane
Molecular function (GO): odorant binding; olfactory receptor activity
Source: RefSeq, a predicted model, not a curated record
AUGGCAAUGUGUGUUGAGUUGUAUAUUGUUGUCAUAAGAUUCAUAAAUUUAUUCAAUGACGUUUAUUCUCCACUCAUUUUGCUACAUUUAGUUAAUGUCACCAUCACAAUCUGCGUGGAAUUAUACAUAGUCACAAAAAGCACAAAAACUGAAUAUCUCUUUAUUAAAAGUGUACUAUACACAAUCACUGUUAACUUUCAGUUUUUACUGUUAUUUGGCAUUCCGUCGCAACUUGUAACCAAUGAGGCGGAAACAUUAUAUGAAACACUAUGUUCUACUGAGUGGCAUGAAAUUAGAGAUACCGAAUUAGAAAAAUCAUUUCUGAUGAUUUUACGUGCAGUUCAAAAACCUGUGAACAUUGCAGCAGGAAAUUAUUUUAUUAACAAUAUGACGAUUUUACAGACAUUUAAAACCAGUUUCUCAUUUUAUACGUGUAUUAAUACUGUAGGAAUAAAACAAUAAUUGGCAGCUUACAAUUUGGGUAGAUUUAUAAAUUCACUCGUGCUUUAUAAUUUUAGUCUAAUUAGUUUAAAAGUUAAUGUGCAAAAAUUAAGUUUAGAAAAACAUGUAUGUAUAUAAAUGUAGCAAAUAUAAAUUUUCUUAUUGUCAGUAA